GAGAGUCUGAACUGCAUCGAGCAUAUCAUCUGAACCACCAUGGGCCCCGUUCAAGAGCCGGUCAAGAAGCGGAAGCGGAGCCACAAGAGCUCGGGCGCAAAGGAAGAAGCAGCAAAGGCCCCCGAACCAGUCCGUGUCGAGCCCGAAAACGAUGAGCAGGUAGCGGUAACGGCAACGGCAACGCGCAAGAAGCAGAAGGUCGAUAAGAAGAAGGUCGUGGAAGAGUCUCCCGCAGAGGCCGAAGAGACUCCCGCAGAGGAUUCCGGAGAUGAGGGUCAACAACAAGACAAAGAGUCCGAUGAAAGUGCCGACGAUGCGACGGCGCUGCCCUCGGCGAACGGGGUGUCUCUGCCCGCCGGCGACGCUCCGCAGAAGUUCAGCGAACUGACCCUCUCCGAGCCGACGGUCAAGGCCAUCAAGGAGAUGGGCUUCGAGACCAUGACGGAGAUCCAGCAGCGCACGAUUCCGGCGUCUAUGGCUGGGCGUGAUAUUCUGGGAGCGGCCAAGACUGGAUCCGGCAAGACGUUGGCGUUUUUGAUUCCUGCUGUCGAGAUGCUGAGCGCGCUGCGCUUCAAGCCCAGAAACGGCACCGGUGUGAUUAUUGUCACCCCCACGCGCGAGCUCGCGCUGCAGAUCUUCGGCGUGGUCCGCGAACUGAUGCAGUUCCAUUCGCAAACGUACGGAGUCGUCAUGGGAGGAGCCAAUCGCAGGGCCGAGGCUGAGAAACUCAACAAGGGCGUCAACCUGCUGGUUGCCACUCCCGGUCGCCUGCUGGACCAUCUGAGGAACACGGAAGGUUUCGUUUUCCGCAACUUGAAGACUUUGAUCAUUGAUGAGGCGGAUCGCAUUCUUGAAGUUGGUUUCGAAGAUGAAAUGCGUCAGAUCAUCAAAAUCCUUCCCAACGAGGACCGCCAGACACUCCUGUUCUCUGCCACGCAGACGACCAAGGUCGAGGACCUGGCGCGGAUAUCACUACGGGCUGGCCCGCUGUAUAUCAACGUAGACCACCGCAAGGAACACAGCACGGUCGACGGGGUGGAACAAGGGUACAUCAUCUGCGAGGCGGACAAGCGGUUCCUGCUGCUGUUCACCUUCCUCAAGAAGAACAUCAAGAAGAAGAUCAUUGUCUUCUUCUCCAGCUGCAAUUCGGUCAAGUACUACUCGGAACUGCUCAACUAUGUCGACCUGGGCUGCCUCGCCCUGCAUGGCAAAAUGAAGCAGCAGAAACGCACCAAUACCUUCUUUGAGUUCUGCAACUCCGACUCGGGCAGCAUUCUGCUCUGCACAGACGUUGCGGCACGAGGAUUGGACAUCAACGGCGUCGACUUCAUCCUCCAGUAUGACCCCCCCGAUGACCCGCGCGAUUACAUCCACCGCGUGGGGCGGACGGCGCGAGGCACCAGCGGUAAGAAGGGUCGGUCGCUGAUGUUCCUGCUGCCAUCGGAGGUGGCCUUCCUCUCACACCUCAAGGAGGCACGCGUGCCAGUGGUUGAGUUUGCCUUUCCGGCGAAGCAACUUGUCAAUAUCCAGUCGCAACUGGAAAAGUUGAUCGGUCAGAACUACUACUUGAACCAGUCGGCCAAGGAAGGCUACCGGUCAUACAUCCACGCGUACGCGUCUCACUCUCUGCGAUCCGUGUUCGACGUCAACAAGCUGGACCUGGCCAAGGUGGCCAAGAGCUUUGGAUUCACGACGCCACCGCGGGUAGACAUCACGCUGGGGGCCAGCCUGCGUGGAGAGAAGGUGCAGGCGCGGCGGGCGUACGGCAGCCAGCCCAAGGCGUCGCGAUUCAAGCGGAAACACGGUGACGAGUAAUUUUGCAUUAUAAAAGCGUGAAUAGAUUCUUGUAUGAUUUCUACCAGUGAUUGUAGCCCCUCCAGUAUUUAGAGAGUAGAGAUUUAGAGUAGACAACUUC
Messenger RNA from Penicilliopsis zonata CBS 506.65, 1915 nucleotides. RefSeq lists its product as hypothetical. The transcript is spliced from 7 exons. Gene Ontology annotation, cellular component: nucleolus. Gene Ontology annotation, molecular function: ATP binding; RNA helicase activity; nucleic acid binding. NCBI's taxonomy places the organism in Eukaryota, Fungi, Ascomycota, Eurotiomycetes, Eurotiales, Aspergillaceae. The coding region runs from base 40 to 1815 and encodes 591 amino acids. The record is from RefSeq and is a predicted model, not a curated record. Gene Ontology annotation, biological process: maturation of LSU-rRNA from tricistronic rRNA transcript (SSU-rRNA, 5.8S rRNA, LSU-rRNA).